AUGCCGGAAGUGUAAAGGAAAUCCAAGAUCACCGCCUCCCGCAAACUCAUGCUGAAGAGCCUGAUGCUAGCCAAGGCCAAGGAGUGCUGGGAGCAGGAACAUGAGGAACGAGAGGCUGAGAAGGUGCGUUACCUAGCGGAGCGCAUCCCCACCCUGCAGACCCGAGGCCUGUCCCUCAGCGCCCUGCAGGACUUGUGCCGAGAGCUACAUGCCAAGGUGGAGGUGGUGGAUGAGGAGCGAUAUGAUAUUGAGGCCAAAUGCCUCCACAACACGAGGGAGAUCAAGGACCUGAAGCUGAAGGUGCUGGACCUCCGUGGGAAGUUCAAGCGUCCACCCCUGCGCCGGGUCCGUGUCUCAGCUGACGCCAUGCUCCGGGCCCUGCUGGGCUCCAAGCACAAGGUGUCCAUGGACCUACGGGCCAACCUCAAGUCUGUGAAGAAAGAAGACACGGAGAAGGAGCGGCCCGUAGAGGUGGGAGACUGGAGGAAGAAUGUGGAGGCCAUGUCUGGCAUGGAAGGCCGUAAGAAGAUGUUCGACGCUGCCAAGUCCCCGACCUCACAGUAG
Messenger RNA from Peromyscus eremicus (cactus mouse), 564 nucleotides. It is a transcript of the gene Tnni1, whose product is annotated as troponin I1, slow skeletal type. Gene Ontology annotation, cellular component: troponin complex. NCBI's taxonomy places the organism in Eukaryota, Metazoa, Chordata, Mammalia, Rodentia, Cricetidae. The record is from RefSeq and is a predicted model, not a curated record. Gene Ontology annotation, biological process: muscle contraction. The transcript is spliced from 6 exons.